Messenger RNA from Paecilomyces variotii, 2544 nucleotides. Its product is annotated as alkaline-phosphatase-like protein. Gene Ontology annotation, biological process: GPI anchor biosynthetic process. The transcript is spliced from 8 exons. Bases 1 to 2544 code for a protein of 847 amino acids. Gene Ontology annotation, cellular component: endoplasmic reticulum membrane. Lineage: Eukaryota; Fungi; Ascomycota; Eurotiomycetes; Eurotiales; Thermoascaceae. The record is from RefSeq and is a predicted model, not a curated record.
AUGAAGCUUGCGACUCUUGUCGCUAAUUUGCUGGUACUGAUCGCUAUGGUCAUAUUCGCGACUGGCUUCUUUCCCUACAAGCCGUUAUUGCAAGGGCACGCUUCAUUUGACGACUCAAGGGAAUACCGUAGACCGCCACAAAUCUAUAACAAGCUCAUAUUCAUGGUAGUCGAUGCUUUAAGAAGUGAUUUUGUCUACUCCGACGCGUCGGGUUUCUCGUUCACGCAAAGCUUGAUCCGAUCCGGUGUCGCUCUUCCUUUCACUGCUCAUGCCAGUCCUCCAACGGUGACUAUGCCUCGUCUGAAGGCUAUCACCACCGGUUCAGUGCCAUCCUUCUUGGACGUAAUCUUGAACAUAGCCGAGUCUGAUACGACUUCGACCCUUGCCAAUCAAGAUACGUGGCUAUCACAGCUUAAGGCUAGAUAUGAAGGACGCCUCGUCAUGUACGGAGAUGAUACUUGGUUGAAGCUGUUCCCAGGAAUGUUUGACAGAGCGGAUGGAACUACGAGCUUUUUUGUGUCGGAUUUCACUGAGGUAGACAAUAAUGUGACUCGCCAUAUUCCCGACGAACUUGCGCGGGAUGACUGGUCUACUCUGGUCAUGCAUUAUCUCGGUCUGGAUCAUAUCGGCCAUAAGGCUGGGCCGAAGAGCCCGAAUAUGCUCCCGAAACAACAUGAAAUGGAUGAUAUUGUGAAAGAAAUCUAUACCGCAAUAGAUACUCACGAACAUCUUCAGUCGACACUUCUUGUUCUCUGUGGUGACCACGGGAUGAAUGACGCUGGUAAUCAUGGCGGUUCGUCUGCGGGUGAGACAUCAGCAGCCCUUGUGUUCAUGUCGCCGAAAUUUGCGCAGAAGCAGUUCGAAAAUGCAUCACCCCUGGAAGCUGUUGAGGAUUUCCAAUACUAUCGCAGAGUCGAGCAGUCAGAUAUAACCCCUACAUUGGCAGGAUUGCUUGGCAUACCUAUCUCUACAAACAAUUUGGGCGUGUUCAUCCCGGAGCUUCUCACAAUGUGGGAUGAUGUUUCGGAAAGAGUCCAGCUUCUCUUGGAGAAUUGUAGCCAGAUGCUAGGAAUCGUUAAAGCCGCAUUUCCGAACAGGGCGUUUGACAAUACGCCGCCACUCCACCGCUGUGACUCCAAGGUGUCCGAUAUUGAAGAGCUCGAGUGCGCUUGGCAUCAAAUUUCCGACAUGCUCAUGGCGUCGGAUGGGCGCAAUGAUACUCUUGCUGAGAUCGAGUCCCACCUGUUCCGGUUUUCAUAUAUGGCGCAAGAGCUUAUGAGCCAUGCAGCUAGCAAUUAUGAUCUUUCCAGACUUUAUCAGGGACUAUUGUUCUCCGGGAUCGCCGUCCUACUCUCUCUUCCCGCGAUUUUUACUCCGCUGUCGAAAGCAAGCCGUACUGGCGUAUUCUUAAUUCUUAGUAUCGCAGGCUAUUGCUCAAUGAUGUUUGCAAGCAGCUAUGUCGAGGAGGAGCAACAGUUCUGGUAUUGGGUCGCCACUGGGUGGAUAUUCUAUCUGCAUAUCAGGUCGGCGAGAUCUGAUGCGGCUGAAUCACAAUUUCCCAGAAUGCAUGCCAUUGCUCUUAUGCUCACUUAUCGACUAAUGAGACGUUGGAAUCAGACGGGGCAAAAGUUUUCAGCUGAGCCCGACAUUGCACGAAACUUCUUACCUUCUCAUCCGACAUUAUUGUGGGCUCUUGUCCUUCUGACGUAUUUUGACUCUUGCCGUCGGAUGAUCUCUGCCUUUUCUGGAUCCAGAUUUGCGGUCAUUAAGAGGUCAAUAUCCCUUAUAGUAACAUGCCUGGCAUUGACAUUCAAGAUGUCUUUCACAGCAGCCGAUUCGCCAGCGCUCCUUGACCAUCCCCUGAUGAGCAAGUUUGUGGAUACAGUUGCGAGCAGGAUAUCGCUAAUAAUGCAAGCGAGACUUGUCUUCUUUGGCAUCGCAUUGGUUAUACUAUGCACUGUAUCUGAGAGGACGAGGCGCCGUCCUGGAAACACACGUACGAUUAUUCUACACGAGGCCUUAAGUUUACUUCUGAUAACUCAAUCGAGAGCAACAAACAUCCCGUUGUUUUUGGUCCUCCGAGCCCAGAAAUCCAUUCUUGAAACUAUGGACCUCACUGGACUAGAGAUCACCAUCAUAUCACUGAUUUCACAGUAUGUGAGCUUCUUCGCCUUCGGUGGAUCAAAUGCGAUAUCUUCCGUCGACUUAUCCAGCGCCUAUAAUGGGGUUGGCAACUACAACAUUCUCCUAGUCGGAUUCCUAACAUUCAUGAGUAAUUGGGCCGGACCAGUAUGGUGGGUGUCCGCGACACACCUUAUUCACCCACGUUGGGGCAAGGUAGACAGGCAAAACCACUUGGCAGUCCUGACCUUCCAUUCUACAAUGAUGCUGUUGUCUGUCAUGGCAGCAUGCACAGUCCUAAGGACACAUCUCUUUAUCUGGACAGUCUUCUCUCCUAAAUUUCUCUACACUGCAGCCUGGGUUGCAGCACAUCACAUUGUGAUUAAUGUGCUAGGUGAAAGUCUUGCAUUACUGUGUUUUUAA